CGCACCAUGAAGACACUGGUCGUUGUAGCCGCCCUCAUGGCCUGCUGCUUGGCUGCUGCAAGUGCCGAAUCUUAUCCCAGUGGUGACACCAGUGUGUCUUCAAGUUAUCACGACCUCAGUAAGAGGAACGCCGAGGCGGAGGCUCAUCCUGGGUACUAUCGUAGAGGCUACGGUGAUUUCCUAACUAACGGUCCCUAUCUUAGAGACCACUUUUCCACCUUUCGUUUCCGUGGUAAGAGGAACGCCGAGGCGGAGGCUCAUCCUGGGUACUAUCGUAGAGGCUACGGUGAUUUCCUAACUAACGGUCCCUAUCUUAGAGAUCACUUUUCUACCUUUCGUUUCCGUGGAUAGAGGAGCACCAUGGCUCUUGCUGAUCCUGAGUACUAAGAUAGAGGCUACAGUGAUUUCCAAAGCAGUGAUCCUUGCCUUCGAGGUCACUCCUCCUCUCGUGAUAAGGGAAGUAGUGAAGCCAACCCUGAAGCAACAGAAGAGGCCCUGGAUGACCCUGAAGUCAGUCUCCAUGCCUUCUCUGAUUAUUUUAGUGUACGACAUGGGAUCACAAGACCCUACAUGCACUCUGAAUACCUGCCAGUAUCAUGAAUACAUUCCCGAUAAUCCACAAUACAAUGUGCUAUUGUAGUAUUGUAAAUAAAGAUUUAACAUGUAUAU
Molecule: messenger RNA, 669 nt
Organism: Cherax quadricarinatus
Lineage: Eukaryota; Metazoa; Arthropoda; Malacostraca; Decapoda; Parastacidae
Source: RefSeq, a predicted model, not a curated record